AUGGAUGAUGAGUCAUCAUCGUGUCCAUUUCCUAAAUCAGGUUUUCAAACACCUGGAACAAAUAAAAGAUUACGAUCCGAUUCUGAUGAACGGAACGAGAUCAAUUCUCAAACGAUCUAUCGACAAAAUAAAACACCAAACAUUAACGUAGUAAAUCAACAAAUGACGUCAUCAGAUCGAAAUGAAUUUCCUCCAAUCAUUGUCGAAUUCACGGAGAAACACGAUAAAUCUGAUCAAUUAAAAGAGAAACUCGGAAUAUUAACCAAAGAUUGGGAUGUUAAUAAUCGGAAUAUAGCUCUAGAAAUCAUAGAAGAAUGGUGCUGGACCUAUCCACGACCAAUAUUGUUCGCCAAAUGGCAAGCUCACCAGCAACAUCCACAGGAAAAUAAUAGUAAUUUGUCGCUGCUUCAUUACAAUAUACGAAAUUUUUAUGCAAAUCAAGGUGAUCUUUUGAGCAUGAUUGAAGACUAUAACCCACACAUAAUAUCGAUAAAUGAACUUGGUACUGACGUGCCUUUGAGCACAAUCAAAAAGCUUUUAUUUUCAUACGACGUAUUUAAAGUACAAGGAUCGAAUACGCAUGGAGGAGUAGUAAUUGCUGUUGACAAGCAAUUCCAUGCCACCGCCGUUCACGAUCAACAUCAAACCAAUAUUAUCACCUUGCUUCUGUCAAUUAACAAUAAAUCAUAUACGGUAACUUCGGUGUAUUCACCACCUACUGAGCCAUUACCACUGCAGAGCAUGUCUGAAAUGCUCAAAAUAUCAAAGUCUAGUAUUUUCGUAGGUGAUUUUAAUGCGAAGCAUGAACAAUGGGGUUGCUCAUUGCGUAAUAAAAAAGGUCGUGAACUAGAGCAAUGGCUGCGAAUGAACAAUCUAAUGGUGCAUAACCAAGGAAUGACAACUUCUCUUCGUUCUAAAACAACAAUCGACCUAAUAAUUUCUACUGAACAUCAAUUUUCGGUACAAUGUCAGCCAUUAGCAUAUAAUGGAAGUGAUCAUAUUCCAAUCAUGACUGAAUUUGCUAAUAUUCCAAUUAUUAAUCGAAACAACCAGAUCCCAAAAGUAAACUGGGAUAUAUAUCAAACAAUUCUUAUCGUCUUGUAUCCAGAAAUUCAGGAAUUUUUCCACUUCGCAUACAGUGGUCCAUCCGACUGGUUUGAUCUAUUUCAAGAUUUUCUUGCUGCUCUAAGACUUCGCAUCACGAAAUGGCAUAGAAUCAAUAGACGACGACCUACUAUUUCAAAGGCCUUAAGGGAAAUGUUAAAACAUAAACAUUAUCUUCAGAAUCGCUAUCGCCAUUCAAGAACAGAAGAAAAUAGGCUCAAUCUGAGAACUUGGCAUAACAUAGUCCAACGCGAACUUAGACAACAUAGAGCAAACAGCUGGAACCGUUUCAUCUCAAAUAUCGCAUCACCAAAUCCUUCUACUUUUUGGAAAACGGUGAAGGUAUUGAACAAAAAACGCUCUGUUCAAUUUGCAGCGAUAACAGAUGAUAAAAACAUAUACAAUAAUCCAUCUCAAAUCCUUUCUCACCUUACACAUCAUUUUACAACAAGGUUUGCCUCACCUGAUGCCGAUCCAAAUAAAAAAACCGAUAAGGAAGCGCAGGAGCUUUGGGAAAAAUUGAGUCAAGCAGAGUAUGACGAUAUUCAACUUGCUUGCCAACAAUCAGACCUACAAUUCUCGCCGAAGAAAGUAUGGAAUGUGAUCACUGGGUUGAAGUCGAAAAACUCUUCAGGUUUUGACCGAAUAUCAAAUAAAAUGAUAAAGCAGCUGCCGCAAAACUAUGCCCACACACUAGCAUUACAGUAUAAUGCAUUAUUUUCAACGGUACAUUGGAGCAAAAGCUGGAAACGAGCGCGAACUAUUUGUUUUAAUAAGUCUGACAGCCCAGCACCAACGACGCAACAACUAUGUCCUAUCUCUCUCUUACCAGUUUUCGGAAAAGUAUAUGAACGUCUAUUUCUGCUUAGAUUUCAGAAAUGGCUGCAAGGUCUCAACAUUUUACCAUGGCAACAGUCAGGUGCUAGAGCACAUCAAAGCACAAACUCAAGAGUAAAUCAUCUUCUCGAACAAUUAACAAACUCUCUUCGGUAUAAUACGUUUACACCAGUUCUCUUUGUCGACUUUAAACAAGCCUUUGAUAUGUUGUGGCAACAGGGCCUGCUUCUUAAACUCAAUCGAUUAAAUUGUCCAAUUCCAUACCUGUUAUGGAUUACAAAUUUUUUUAAGGAAAGGGCAAUGAUUAUAGAUUUUAAUGGCCUUCUGUCUGACAGCAUCACAAUAGCGAGAGGGGCUCCUCAAGGAAGUGUUUUUGGGGCCAUAGCCUAUACCGUAGCUCAUUACGACCUUCAGCAAAUAUUCGAACGUCCUGAAAAUAACCACCUUUAUGUAGAUGAUUUAGGUAGUAUAUACAUCCCAAGUAUAUACCGUAACUACAAGAACCAACUAAUCAACAUCGAAGAACGAAUCAAUAAAGAUUUACAAAAAUUGCUAGAGUACACAAUUCAGUGGCAUCAACCAGUUAAUGUUAAAAAGACCCAAUUUGUUGUAUUCACAAACAUAGUCAACCAGCCAAAAUUAAAAAUAGUCUACGAGGGGUCUUCAUUAGAACAAACGAAAACCUUCAAGUAUCUAGGAUUCCUACUAGAUGCGAGAUUGUCAUUUAAACCAUUGGUUGAUGGACAACUUAUGAAAUGUCGCCAGACAUAUUCAAUUUUAAAAUAUAUUCAUCGGCAAUUUCCGUCUUUUUAUAAACUUAAAUUGCUGUUCUUCACUACAUACAUAUGGCCACAUCUUCUUGCUGUGGCAACAAUCUAUUGUCUCCUCUCAAACUCUUUGAAGCAGAGGGUAAAUAGUUUUUAUAGACGAUGUUUACGGAUAAUUUAUCACCUUUUUGAAUGCUCAACUAUUGACCUUCACACAAAAUUUUUACUUCCUACAUUGGAAGAGAAAUUCAAAAAAAGCCUAAUAAACCGGCUUACAAAUAUUGAGAAACAUGAACAGGAGCUAAUCUCCUGUUAUAUAAUGAAUAAAAACAUCAUUAACACAACAUGUCGCCACUAUAUGGAAAAGGUAUGUAUACAAUCAUUGCCGAGAGGCCGACCUAGCACACGCCUAAUUAAAUUCUAUCAAAACUCCCCUACUUAUUUUGACAAACUGGUGCAAUUUGUUUAUCAAAAUCAAUGCAAUAAAUCAAUUUCAACAGAAACUUUUAUUGAUCCACCUUCAUCAUCCUGAUGUAUCUUUCUAACUUGUUGUCUCUUUAUACUCUAUCAUGGUAACUCUCGUCUAUCCGACGUAACUGUAUUUUUUUUUUCUCUCCUUUUCUUUUCUUCUUCUUUUUUUUUCUAUGUGCUAGACAAUUUUUAUCAAAUGUAAGUGGUCAGGACCGAUUAGGUCAAAUCACUCAAAUAAAGCUCUUCAUAAUAAUAAGUCAAAGAACGCAAGCUGGGUUGGCGAAGGUGAAUCACCAACUACUGUAGUUCGUCGAAGCAGAUUUGAACCAAAAAAUUUAUUUUCUAUUUUCUUUAAAUCAAAUGGUCCUGUUCUUA
This is a messenger RNA of Rotaria sp. Silwood2, 3554 nucleotides long. Lineage: Eukaryota; Metazoa; Rotifera; Eurotatoria; Philodinida; Philodinidae. The record is from the annotation of a GenBank genome assembly.